Patella vulgata (common limpet) is the source of this 3813-nucleotide messenger RNA. Its product is annotated as phenylalanine--tRNA ligase, mitochondrial. Bases 132 to 1445 code for a protein of 437 amino acids. Gene Ontology annotation, cellular component: cytoplasm; mitochondrion. Gene Ontology annotation, biological process: phenylalanyl-tRNA aminoacylation. Lineage: Eukaryota; Metazoa; Mollusca; Gastropoda; Patellidae. The transcript has 6 exons. Gene Ontology annotation, molecular function: tRNA binding; ATP binding; phenylalanine-tRNA ligase activity. The record is from RefSeq and is a predicted model, not a curated record.
AAUAUUUUGCGUUCGACUGUCGGACUGGAAAAAAAAAGAAGCUGAUCUGGUUAAAUUCUGAAAGUUCAUCCCAGAUUGAUAUAAAUAACAAAACACACGUUUCGUUUUCAUAGAACUUUGUGUAAAAAGAGAUGAUUUUAAGAAAGAUAACUUUUGUGUUGAAUGAGGUGAAACAUCUACCAACAUGGUGUGUGUACCGACAGCUUUCUGUAAAAGGAAAAGGGGCCUCACAAUUUGGAGACACAAUAAAAGUUUUUCAUAGAAAUUAUCCUACAGAUAUGUUCACUAAUGUAACACCUAGUAUCUUAUCGAAACUUGGUGAAAAUUUACACAAGAAGCAAUGUAACCCUUUAAAUCUGAUACGACAAAGGAUUGAGGAUUUCUUUUAUAAACAUUAUGUAACAAGAGUAGGAAAUCCCAUUUUCUCUAUCUAUGACAAUAUGAGUCCAGUUGUUAGCUUAGAACAGAAUUUUGAUAGUUUACUUGUACCUAAAGAUCAUGUUAGUCGAUCAUUAUCAGACAGUUAUUAUAUUAAUAUGGAGUAUAUGUUGAGAGCUCAUACAUCAGCUCAUCAGAGUGAUUUAAUUAAAUCUGGUUUAGAUGCUUUCUUAGUUAUUGGUGAUGUUUAUAGAAGAGAUGCUAUAGAUAGUACACACUAUCCUGUGUUUCACCAAGCAGAAGGUGUGCGUUUGUUUAAUCAAUUUCAGUUAUUUUCUGAAGUAAGGGAUCCCACUGAUUUAAAACUCUUUGAGAAUGGAGUAAAAACAGAUGAUAAACAAGCAGAACUAACUUUUGAUGCUACUAAACUUCUAGAAUUUAGUCUGAAGAAAACCUUACAAGAUUUAACAGUUUUUUUAUUUGGCCAAGAUUUAGAGAUGAAAUGGGUUGAAGCCUACUUUCCUUUUACACAUCCAUCAUGGGAGCUAGAAAUUAAAUAUCAAGGUCAAUGGAUGGAAAUGUUGGGAUGUGGAAUAAUGGAACAGAGAAUAUUAAAAGAUGCUGGAGCAGGUGAUAAAGUUGGAUGGGCAUUUGGAUUAGGGUUAGAGAGAUUAGCUAUGAAACUGUAUUCAAUACCUGAUAUAAGAUUAUUUUGGAGUAAUGAUAUUGGCUUUACCUCUCAGUUUGAUGUUGAUAACGCAGCCACACCUAUUACGUACAAGCCUGUCAGUAACUUUCCUCACUGUAUCAAUGAUAUAUCGUUCUGGGUGCCUGAAGGUUUUCAAUCAAAUGAUUUUUAUGAUCUAGUUCGAACUGUUGGUGGAGAUCUUAUUGAACAAGUCAAUCAUACAGAUGACUUUAUUCAUCCUAAAACUAAUCGUAGAAGCCAUUGUUAUCGUAUAAUGUACAGACACAUGGAAAAAACACUAACUCAAGCCGAAGUCAAUGAUCUUCAUAAUAAGAUUAGCGAGAUGGCAAAAAGUGACCUGGGAGUAGAAAUACGGUGAAUUACAUGUUUUCUAUCAGAAUUGCUGCAUGAAAGGGAAAUGUGAGAAAAAUUAAUAAAAAUAUUUUGUUAGAAAAUUUAAGAACGGAUGUUGCAUAUUGAUAACUAAGUGUAAUGGUAUUGAUCAUCAGUUGCUUAUUAAUUUCAAGUUCUAGUGGAUAUAAUUACAUUGUAAGCUGUUAAACAGUUUUACCACUGCUAGUAAAGUAUGUUAUUAUGAUUGUUAUUUAUUAAUUAUGUUAUAUUCUGUACUAUAUGAACCAGUCUACUUAAAAAUAUUUGGUUUCUUUUUCAUUUUUAUGCAACCACAUUUGGCUAAGUGGGUAAGACGCUGGCUCGCUAGCCUGGAGGUCUGGUGUUCGAUCCCUGCAUUGGGCGAGAAAGUUCAUCCAGAUUUUCCGGCGUUGUUCCCACUUGUCACUGAUGCAGGACGGAGGGCCUAACAAUGACAGCUGUCUAGUCGUUCGGAUGUGACGAAAAAACGAAGUCCCGUGUACACAUUGGCGUGCACGUAAAAGAUCCCUUGGCAGUUGGACGCGAUAAAAGAGUAGGCCGUAGUGCCGCUGUCCGGUCAAAAUUUCCCUCAUAGCACUCUGUAUGGUGUAUGCCCGUCUUCAUUAGCCCAGUUCUGAGCAGAACAGUAGGAUGUUAAAAAGCCCCUUUUCCCGAAAAACUUAUGAAAGUGAUAGAGGCUAUAGAUUUUGUUGGAUUCUUUUCAAAUUAGGUGUGAAGCAUUGUGGUCAUGAGAGGACGUACCCUAUCGAUUUUCAGCAUUCUGAGUUAUCCCUCCUUUGCCGAAUCGGUGUGAAUGUGAUAGGGGCUAUAAAUGUUAACAGGUUUUUUUUUAAUUUGGUUGGAAGAAAUGGGGUCAUAAGAGGAUGAACCCUAGUUAUUAGAUUUUUUUCGAGGAUCCUAGAUCCUUGUCAAAUAUGCUGAACAUCCAAGUUUUCCAUUCCACACUUUUCAUGGCUAUCUUUGAUAAUUGCCUCCAGAGUUAUGCCUCUUUGUUACAAUUUCUUGAAAGAACUUAUAGGUUACAAUUAUUAACCUAUCUGUUUGAAAUUGAUGUUGGUUGUCUAUCCUAUUGAAAAUAAGAAACAUAUCCAUUUUCAUUGAUUUUUGAUGAUAGUUAUGCCACUAUGUUAUGAAAUCUGUCUGUUUGUAUGUAGAUGUGGUUCGCAGUAUUCUAGAGGCUACAAUAAUCCAUAUUUUUUUUUUUUAAAUUGAUAGGGAUUGUCUAUUUUAUGGAAACAAAGACUUUCAGUAAUUUUCAAUAAUCACGUUUAUUAACAAAUAUUUUUGAAAUUCAUGUUAGCUGUCUAUCUUGUUUAAUGAACUGUUACACGAUAUAUGUUUUCUGUACCUGAUAUCUGCUAUUAAAUAUAAUACAAACUAAAAUAGCAAGAUGAUAGUUUAUAUUUAUAUAAUGGAGGUGGAAUGUUCAUUUAGAAAAAAUGGUCACGUUUUGGCAUAUGCACGUUUGGUAAUGAAAAUUCUGCAUUUGGCAUUAACCAACAGUUUAAUUGCCCCCAAUCAUGAUCACGUACAUGCAUAUCUGUAGUAAAAUUAAUUUGGUGGUGUAAUAUUUAAUUUGUUAUUAAAUUAAUUUCAAAAGCAUCUAAUCAGUAAAUAUAUGAAUAAGUUUGACGUAUGAUUAGAACAAAAAUCAACUGUAUAAAAAUAAAACUUAAAGCAUUCAACACAAUGUGGGCGUACCUUUACAUUUGAUAGACUUUCUACAAGAUAACGUGAGUUACAUAAUACAGGAUAUACGUGACCUGUAGAAAUAGGGUCAUUAUUAACUGUGGUCAAUCGGCUGUUCCAUUAUCAAAAUAUAGACGUUUCUAAUUGAAAAAAUUUACCCACAAUGACGCUUUCAAUAGACUAUUCUUAUCAUGGCUAAAUUGGGCAAAAUCUGAUUAAUCACCAAAUUGAUUCCAGACGGAUCCGAUUUGCUGUCUUUUGCGGCAGGGGAAUCGGCUGGGCGAUCAAGAUAUAUAUAUAUAUAAAACAGCCCUUCUUGAAGCAACGCUUGAUCGAUCGACAGUAUCAAAAACAAAGCUAAAAUAUUGCAGAAUAGAAAAAUGUUUUAUUUUUAUUAUCUAACUCGGUUGUGUUCAUAAACAAGAACAAGUGAUGUUUCUUCCACUGGCCAUAGUUUGUACAUGGACUGAUAUUUCUUGAAAUCAAUAUGUUAUUUUUUUAUAUAAUAAACUAUUAAGAAAAAACAAACAAAAUACUAUCAAAUGUAAGUGCGCGUUCAGGUAUCAUUUAAAUGAAUAUAGUAAAACACUACCGUGCAUUCUAAUUCAAAAUGUAUUCAGAUAAUACCUAUUUUAAACCAAUCUGAUUAAAAAAACAGAGCUAUA